Molecule: messenger RNA, 1606 nt
Organism: Mercenaria mercenaria
Lineage: Eukaryota; Metazoa; Mollusca; Bivalvia; Venerida; Veneridae
Exons: 2
Coding region: 335-1501 (388 amino acids)
Source: RefSeq, a predicted model, not a curated record
ACAAGUAUAGAAAUUCAAGUAAAACAAGUAAUCCCGAUGUUGAUGUUUCAUUAUUUAGAAAUCAUUUUUCUAAAAUUCUAAAUACACCUGUUGAAAGUAGUUUUAUUUCAGAUAAUGUACAAAUAAUAAACGAAAGGGAUCGAUCUGUUGAUAUUGAUUGUUUAGAUAAGCCUUUUGACGUACAAGAAAUUUUUUCGAGGUUUCGCUUGGCUUAAAACAAGGGGAACCACUCUCGCCAAUACUUUUUAUACUCUUCGUAAAUGACGUCACAGCAAACCUUGAUUUUAACUCAUUAACAGAGUACGACUUGCAACAGCUUUCUAUUUAUUUGUUGAUGUUUGCAGACGAUAUGGUACUAUUUACUACCGACCAGAAGAGUCUCCAGGCACAGCUAGAUAGCUUGUAUAUUUACUCUGUUAAAUGGGGGCUUAAGAUAAAUAUUGAUAAAACGAAAAUAUGUAUUUUUAGAAAAAGAAAACAGAAUAUUGAUUUUCAAUGGUACAUUAAUGAUACACCAGUGGAAACUGUGAACUCUUUUUGCUAUCUUGGUGUGAAAUUUAAUUGUAAUGGAGCUUUAUCUGAAGCUAUUAAGGCACUGUCUGAUCAAGCACUUAAAGCUGUUAAUGGUCUAUAUUCACUAUUUUCUAGGUUAAAAUUUGAUGUUAAGACUAAAUUGACACUCUUUGAUCGUAUGGUUGAACCAGUUUUAUUAUAUUGUGCUGAAGUAUGGGGCGUAUACGAUACAAGUUGCUUAGAUAGAAUUCAUAUGAAAUUUUGUAAAAGGAUACUCGGUGUAAAAAUGCAAACCCCAAAUAUGGCAGUGUUGGGGGAACUUGGAAGGUAUCCUCUCUCAAUACUGUGUAAAGAGAGAGUUCUAAAAUAUUGGUUAAAGCUUGUAAAUAAUCCAGAUUCUAUCAUGACUGAUAUUUUUAGAGACCAAUGUAACAAUGUCAAUUCUCCCCGAUGUACAAACUGGCCCAAAUAUGUUAAAACUCUUUUAGAACAAUUAGGAUAUGGAUAUUUAUGGAACCAUAUAGCGCCAAAUAUUAACUAUUUUCCAAUGCUACAAAAACGGUUAAGAGACCAGUUUAUACAGGAAUGGCAUGGUAGUAUUACAAACAUGCCAAAACUAGAAUAUUAUUCAAGAUUUAAAACGCUGUUUAUGUUUGAACCAUAUCUCACAAAUGUUGAUUAUGAUUACUUAAGAAAAUUACUCAGUUGUUUCAGAAUGUCUUCACAUUGCUUAGCUAUUGAAACUGGAAGGUAUAGUGGUAUAGCUAGAGAUCAAAGAAUAUGUCAAAAUUGUAAUUUAAAUGUUAUAGAAUCUGAGUAUCAUGUGUUAUUGACUUGUCCUAAAUAUAAAAACUUACGUUCAAAAUAUUUGCCAAAAACAUCGUGGCCAAAUCUGAAAAUGUUUGACAAUUUGUUGUCAUCUGCUAAGAAAAAAGUCCAAUGGAAUAUAUGUAAAUAUUUGAAGGAAAUUUAUUUGUUAAGGGUUUGAAAUCUUGAUUACAAAUUAUUUAUACGCAUGAUUUGAAAGAACUGUAUACUGUUCAUUAGCCAAAGGCAUAUAUAUGUCGAUUAUGCUAAUAAAUGUUGUUGUUGU